Molecule: messenger RNA, 2265 nt
Organism: Alternaria rosae
Lineage: Eukaryota; Fungi; Ascomycota; Dothideomycetes; Pleosporales; Pleosporaceae
Exons: 3
Coding region: 1-2265 (754 amino acids)
Source: RefSeq, a predicted model, not a curated record
AUGGUCUGGCUCCAGAGUGAGGAUGCUUCGCUCCUCUCGGACACCAGGAUCUGGGACAUGAUUCGAGAUGGGCGACAGACAUCGGAUUUGCCACUACCGACAUUUGGCUUCCGGGUGAUCAAGGCUUUCACCACUCCAACACCGCUAAAGAGUCGAUUUUUGCCAGGUAUGCAGGGGCAAGUCCUCUACGGUCAUGGCGACAAAGUACGUGUGAUGGUCAAAGACCUGUUCGACGCCAACGGGGACUUUCUCAACGACUGGAUCUACCGAGACUGUAUUGAGAUUGGCACCGAGCCCUAUGGUACAUGGAAAAUGGACCUAUGCAACGUUCCCCGAACGCGUUCGAGAUUCACAGCAGAAGAAAUUGGCGAACUCAAGAACCCGAAUCGCCAGCAUCUCGCGCGCGGCAUCAGCACGUUUCUCACGAAGCUGGCAGAGACAAGGCCGGAAUGCGUCACCGAGGAGACUCACAACAGACUUGGUGGCGUAUCAGGCAAUAAGGUUCUGUGGAUCACUAACGUGGUCAUCAACGGCAUCGAAAAGGCAGGUCUCCUCAGUGUGUUGAACGACCCCCAAUUCACCAUUCGAGCGAUCCGGGAAAACUCCAACCUCGAUUGCAAGGAUCUCGCAGCUCAGGGCGAAACUGGCUUUUAUCUGCGCAUAUAUUCCAAGGACAAUCCGGGUCAGUCAAAGAAACACGGCUCGGUGUACAUUGGUCAGGCCAAGGACCUUCACCGACGCUGCGUCGAUUGGGGCCGAUCAGGACAAGCGCACGACGACUUGAUUGAAGAGUCGAACACCAUCGAAAUGCGCACCAUAUGCCGCCUCGACAUGGAGUUCUAUCAAGACCACAAGUACAUCAUCGAGCAACUGUUCGCUUCGCUGUUCCAAACAUACAAAUCAGGACUUGCAAAUCAAACAGUACGCCCCAAAGGCGGUCGAGACAACUACCAUCUCAGGGCCUACUUGGAAAUGGACAAGGUUGCCACCGUAGCCGCCAGCGAGAGCGGAUGGACUGGCGCAGUGCAGAGGGACAGCUUUUGGAAUGGUUCAUUCUCCGCAUGCGAAGGCCUCAACUACCAAUCCCCCAUAUCAGAAGCACCAAUGUACGAGCCAGGAGUUUGGCUUGAGUCUCGUGGUUUCAGACAAAAUUCGAAUGACCCAGGCACUUCGUUUCCGAUCUCGAACUUUACUUCCCAGGUGCCAAAGAAGAUGACGGUUCAAACUCCAGGUGCAAAGUCGGCUUCGAAGAGCAAAUCUUUCAUCAUCUUUGACCUGAAAACCGAUUACAAGUCCGAAACGAAGCAAGGAUACACAUGGCGCACUGCUAGAACGCUACCGAAAGACUUUUCCUCCGACGGCGUGGAGUGGCCAGCUGAGAACUCCUUCUUCACUGUCACGUUCGAGGUUCGCACAGAUUGGAAGCCUCAUCCCUUCUCUUGGGCUCGUUUACCACUUAUCGGUCCAUUUGAAGAUUGGGAUCGAGCCAACAGCUGGGCUAUGUCAAUUAGCUGGGUUGAUGCGUCUGGACAAGAUCGGCUUAAGUAUCUCCAUUGCGAACGCCCUUAUAUGAUGGUGAACGAGGAUUCUAUGGGUAGCAUCCAACCCUAUGGGCAGGGUAUCGAGGUUAUCCACUGGCUGUUCAACGAGAGAAUCGCAAGUGGUCAAAAACAUCGUUGGAUUCAGACGCCCCCUAUGGCCCAUGUGAAAGUCAUCCAAAACGAUUAUGUCCGCCAGCUAAUUACGCUCAAAGCUGGCAAAGGAGUCACUACUACUGCGCCCAUACCCAGUAAUCGUAAGGACCCCCAAGUCAUCCUAGAAGAGAUGGAGGGCAAGGGUGUACAUGGAGACUUUGGCCUUCACAACGUAGGCCUCACGUUGGGCCAAGCCAAGAAGGCUACUCCAGGCAAAUGGGGCAGUAGAAAGAAGUGUGACUGCUGCCUAUUCUAUUCUCGUGGUACAGGCUCUAGCGCUGAGGGAUUCGGCGGCUGCUUCUUCGUGGAUGGAAACACAGUCUGCGAGGGUUGCCGCAAGAUCUAUGGACGACCAGCCUGCUCUUGGACUCUUGGAACCCCGGUUAAUGUCGUUGAAAACACGUUCAAAGCCCUCGCAUCCAUCGGAGACACCGCGAGCGCGCUUAGAAGGAAGGCUCUUAAUGGGCUUGAGGGCUCAACAGGCGAUUCGUUGUUAGCACCUGAUCCAGAGAUGAUGGAGAUUGACCAGGGAGAUGAUGAGUCUGAGGCUGAAGUUUGGGAAGGACCUUAA